Messenger RNA from Fibroporia radiculosa, 909 nucleotides. RefSeq lists its product as uncharacterized. Gene Ontology annotation, biological process: GPI anchor biosynthetic process. The record is from RefSeq and is a predicted model, not a curated record. Bases 1 to 909 code for a protein of 302 amino acids. Gene Ontology annotation, cellular component: endoplasmic reticulum membrane. NCBI's taxonomy places the organism in Eukaryota, Fungi, Basidiomycota, Agaricomycetes, Polyporales, Fibroporiaceae. The transcript has 5 exons.
AUGCCUGUGUCCCGCGACCUGCGCAAUCGCAAGACCACCAAAGCUACCCCGGCUAAAUCCAGCCCUCCCGUGCAAACACAGGCAUCCAGCCCCGACGAAUUCUUUCCUUUUGCACGCUACAUCUCCGCGACUGGCGUGCACGCGUGUUUGCUGGCCUUUACCGCUCUCGUUCUCCCCCGCACCUCACCCUCGUUUGUGGCCCACUUUGCCCCGUCCUGGCAUCAGAACGCCGAACCUGCGGAUUUUUCGCUACAGGGCACUCUCUCUUUGCUGACCCGCAGUCCCGUGCGGACGGUGUUAUGGACAUGUGUAGGCGCGGCAGUCCUGCAGGCUUGGUGGGCCAGCUGUCUGCAGGAAUGGUUACUCGAGUCCCGGAUGCAGAAGAGAGGCGUCACAGACGCAGCCGAGAAACCUAAACAGAAGCUUGAUAAACGUGCUUCGGGUCGCCGACAGCUGGAGACACUCAAAAAUGCAUCUCUCACCACGCUAGUAGCCCACCCCGUGCAGACCUAUUCCCUCGCUUUACUUCUGGCGCUUCUCACCGCGUGGACGCCUGCAUAUGUGUACGGGCCGCCUUCCCUCGGAACUAGCACAGAAGCUCUAGUGAUUAGGUUGACUUGGAUCCGGCUCUUCGCUGAAUUGCGGCCGCGCGGUGCUAUCGAAAGAGCCAUAGUUUACCCCGCGAUCGGCUCUUUGUUCGGGUGUUGGUCAGGUGCAAUCCCUAUUGCCCUUGACUGGGAUCGUCCAUGGCAGGCAUGGCCGCUCACCCCCGCAUAUGGGGCUAUAUCCGGUUACAUUUUGGGUUCUUUGGUGGCCGUCUCCGUCAGCGGGAUCACCCAUCUUGCAUUAGCAGACUUAUUAUCGGCUCAAACUCCUGCAAAGAAGGAGUCUAAAUCCCGUCAGAGGUAG